UAUAUUAAAUCAUUCAAAUAUUGCCACUGAACCAAUGUGUUUUGUAAAUGAAAACAAGUAUCUCUGUGAUAUUUACAACUUUGUAGUCAAAUCAGUAGUCUUGAAAUGUAUCUUUGAGAUUGUAGAGCAGUGGUGUGGUGUGAGAACUGUGCUCAAAGUUUGAAAAGUUAACAGUUUGAAACACGAGGUUGGCACCACUACACCACAUGGUACUAAACCUUGUUGUAGUGUGUCUGCAGUUUUAGUGAGGUGUAAAUGAUGUAAGUUGGCCUGGAUAAGGGUGGAUUAAAGUCACAGAACAUUGACCAGUGAUAAUGGUGCUCUCUACAUACAGAGAGAAAAUUGGGUCCUAUGAAAGUGUGAACAUCAUAGAACCAGAAGAUGCAGCCAUUAUGUUCAAGGCAGAAGGACAUUACCCCAGAAGACUGAUGAUAGAGGCAUGGAGCUCCUACAGAGACUACAGGAACCACAGAUAUGGAGUACUUCUGAAGGAUGGGGAGGACUGGAAGUCCAAUCGGGUGGUCCUAAACAAGCAGGUGAUCGCCCCAGCGGUGCAGGGGAACUUUGUUCCUCUGUUGGACGAGGUGGGACAGGACUUUAUGGCGCGAAUCCAAGGAAAGAUCGAGAAGAGUAGAAGCAACAAAUGGACAGUUGACCUCUCCAAUGAGCUCUUCAAAUAUGCACUGGAAUGUGAGGUCUUCACUAAAUGUCAUACUUUCCACACUAGCAAGGGUUUGGAUAGUUUAUUUGAUUGCUUUGUUGAAAAACCUGCUUUGUGUCUUUCAGCGGUGAGCUCUGUGCUGUAUGGGGAGAGAUUGGGUCUGCUGCAGGACCACAUAGAGCCAGCGGCUCAGCAUUUCAUCGACUGCAUCACGCUGAUGUUCAAGUCCACCUCGCCGAUGCUGUACAUUCCCCCGUGGGUGCUGCGCCGGCUGGGGGCCAGGACAUGGAAGGACCACGUGGAGGCCUGGGACGGCAUCUUCAGCCACGCGGAUCACUGUAUGCACAACAUCUUCAAACGGAUGAAACAGGAGCCCGGUCACGGUGGGAGGUACCCUGGAGUGCUGGCCACCCUGAUGCUCCAGGGCCAGCUGUCCAUCGAGGACAUCAAGGCCAGCGUCACAGAGCUGAUGGCGGGCGGCGUGGACACAACCUCCACCACCCUGCUGUGGACUCUGUAUGAGCUGGCCAAACAGCCAGAGCUGCAGGAGGAGCUCCGGGCUGAGAUCGCUGCAGCCCGGCUCUCCUCGCAGGGGGACUUGGUGGAGAUGCUGAAGAUGGUUCCUCUUGUCAAAGGAGCUCUGAAGGAAACACUGAGGUUACAUCCUGUUGCUGUGAAUUUGCAAAGGUACAUAACUCAGGAUAUAGUGAUUCAGAACUACCACAUUCCAUCUGGGACCCUGGUUCAGCUGGGUCUGUAUGCCAUGGGCCGGGACCACCAGAUCUUUCAGCGUCCAGAGCAGUACAGGCCCUCGCGCUGGCUGCAGGGGAACGCCCGCUACUUCAGGAGCCUGGGGUUCGGUUUUGGGCCCAGACAGUGCCUCGGGCGGAGAAUAGCAGAAACAGAAAUGCAGCUCUUCCUCAUACAUAUGCUGGAGAAAUUCAAGAUUGAAAACCAGGGGGAGGUGGACAUGAGGAGCACCUUCGCGCUCAUUAUUAUCCCAGAGAAGCCCAUUGUGUUGACCAUAAGACCUCUGUGACCUCAGUCAAAUGGGAGGUAAUGGAGAGUUGCCAAGGACAGCACAUGGUGAUGUGAAUCCACUUGGCCAAAUGCCAAUGUAAUACUGUACAUUAGAUACAUGACUUCUGCAGUGACUAAAUUAAAGUGACUAAAACUAUUUAUUUUACAGUACGCAUGUUCAAUUUGUUUUGUGUUUUGGUUUUUCAUCAUAUGAAUUUCUUUAUAUUACAAAAAUGUUUUUUUGAAGACAAUUCUGCUUAACAUUUCAGUCAUUGCUUUUGUCCAUUUUUUGCAAAUGUACUUCAAGACAUUUGAAAAGGAGGAAGGUUGAAUUGCCCUGAUUUAUACUCGUUGUAUGACCUACUGACGCAUUUUCAACUGAAAAAGGAGUAGUACAACACUUUUCCUCAGUGUGGGCACCUGUAGGAUUUUGUUGUGGCAGAACAGUCACACUUUGUUUCACAGCGUUGAUUGGACAGCCAGAUGGAACACUCAAAUUCCAUGCCAUGGAUAGGCUACAACAGGCUGUCAGCUGUACGAGGACUAUAAAUCAGGCUUUAGCAGUUUACUGGUAUUUUCCAUAAAAUGUUUUUUAAAAGGCAAUAAAAAUAUAUCCCUCACCCA
Conger conger (European conger) is the source of this 2305-nucleotide messenger RNA. Its product is annotated as cholesterol side-chain cleavage enzyme, mitochondrial-like. The transcript is spliced from 7 exons. Gene Ontology annotation, cellular component: mitochondrial inner membrane. The coding region runs from base 315 to 1700 and encodes 461 amino acids. Gene Ontology annotation, molecular function: monooxygenase activity; iron ion binding; oxidoreductase activity, acting on paired donors, with incorporation or reduction of molecular oxygen. The record is from RefSeq and is a predicted model, not a curated record. Lineage: Eukaryota; Metazoa; Chordata; Actinopteri; Anguilliformes; Congridae. Gene Ontology annotation, biological process: C21-steroid hormone biosynthetic process; cholesterol metabolic process; cortisol metabolic process.